CCGUCUCUUCCUCCAACCUUCAUCCCACGAUUUCAUGAUGAAGUCGCUGUUCGACGGAUGCAGUAUCGAAGGCUAGGGCAAACCGAUAUGAUCGUCUCAAAGAUUAGCUUUGGAUCUGCACCUAUCGGUGGCAUGUUUGGAAAUGUCGAAGAUUCUAUAACGCAAAUAGUUGAAACCGCUUUGCGAAACGAUCCUGACGAAAGUUCCACGGAAAGCUUACUACAUUUGCACAAAGGUAAGGACAUAGUAGCACACCUACUCCAAAAUUCCGCCUUUCAUUUUUCGGUGGGACGCUUCGAACUAGAUUUUGCAAGGAAUUUUGACUAUCGAGCUGACGAGGUCUUGGAGUCACUGGUGAACAGUCUGAAGCGACUUCGAUUGACAUACAUAGAUGUGUGCUUCAUUCAAAUUCACGACGCUGAUUUCGAAUCGCAGCGAAAUAUAAUUUUGUACGAGACUUUGCAAGCCCUCGAAAUGGCUCGAAGUUCUGGCAAGAUACGGUAUAUCGGUCUUGCUGGAUAUGGAUUAAGAAGGCUAGCUUCACUUAUUGAUUGCUCUUCUGUCAGAAUUGAUGUUGUGCAAACCUAUAGUCACGGUUCUAUGAAUGAUAACUCAGUUGGCGAAUUCACUUUUAUGCUUCAAAAUAAGGGUAUUGGUAUUCUUAAUGGAUCUCCUCUAUCAAUGGGCCUUUUGACGGAUCAAGGCCCACCUCCAUGGCAUCCAGCCCCAGAUUUUAUCAAAGAAACUUGUCUGGCUGCUACCCACUAUUGCAUGGUAUGCAUUUCAAAAAACAUGUCGAUCUCAAAGCUAGCUCUGGCGUACGCCUUCCAAGUGCCAGGGAUGAGUUCUUGUAUAGUUGGUAUGGAUAGCGUACAGCAGGUUGGUGUUCGCGAAAUUGAACUGGAAAAAUAG
This is a messenger RNA of Cylicostephanus goldi, 912 nucleotides long. Lineage: Eukaryota; Metazoa; Nematoda; Chromadorea; Rhabditida; Strongylidae. The record is from the annotation of a GenBank genome assembly.